CGACACAUCUCAAUUUGAAAUAUCAGUUAACAUGUGAGAUAAACUCGCUCAACCGUUCUGCGUGGUCAAAGUCGUCCCGUCGUAUCGCUCGCCUGAUAACUCUAAGGUGCUCGCUCAGUCGCCGUCUGGCAGUUGGCUGGUCCGCGCUUACCGGCGUUCCGUAGAAUCUCCCUCACUAACCGUACCGCAAGCACGAUGAAGCACAAACAGAAAGUUUACAUUACGUCUGUGGACGACUCCGAGUCCUCGAACCGGGCGCCAACGCCGCCGGUCCAGCGGUCCCCUCCUCCUUCUCCUCAGCAGCAGCAGCAGCAGCAUCCACAGCCGAUACCGUCGAUUGAUCUGACCAUGGCCUUGAGCGACAAGUACGGUGUCGGCGGCAGCUAUGACGACAAUGGCGGCUCCGCCGACGAGAUGCAGCAAAUUAACGUGACCAGCUUGACGACCCCGGGUACGGGGAUGACCUCGCGGGAAUCUUCCAUUAAAGGUCAUGAUGGGGCGGGUUGUGCCAAGGGUUGGGUCAACUGGUCCCAACCGUUGACGCUGCUGGCCGUCUUUGUGCUGCUGUGGGGAGUGGCCUACUCGAUUCUGCCCCGCGAGCUGACCGAUCCGGACACGCCGAUGAUGCGGCUGUGCUUUCUGUUUGUCGGGGCGCAAGUGGCCGGGGUGCUGUGCACGCUCGUCGGACUGCCCGACAUGCUGGGCAUGCUGUUCUGGGGCGUUCUGUACACCAACGUGGGCCUGGCGGACUUCAAGGGGUUGCUCCGGGUGGAGGCGUUCCUGAGAGAUAUGUCCCUCAUCAAUAUUAUGCUGCUGGCCGGGUUGGGGCUGGACUACGACGCCCUCAAGAAGCUGUUUCGCAUCAUAAUGCAGCUGACGCUGAUUCCGACGGCGGCCGAGGUCGUGGCCAUCACCGUGCUGUCCCACUACCUGCUCGAUCUGCCCUGGCUGUGGGGCGUGCUGCUCGGCCUGGUCAUCACGGCCAUCUCGCCGAACGUGGUCGUGACGGUGAUGCUGCGCCUCGCCGAGCAGGGCCUCGGCAAGUCCAAGGGCAUCCGGACGAUGAUUCUGGCCACGACCAGCUGCAACGACGUGCUGGCCAUCUUUCUGUUCGGUGUCAUUCUGGGGGUGAUUUUCUCCACGGGUAACCUGACGAGCCAGAUCCUCCAGGGACCAAUCGGUAUCGUAAUUGGUCUCGUCUUUGGCGGCGCCUGCGGACUCCUGCUGCUCUACUUGCCAUCGUAUCAAGCGAAAUACACCAACGGGUUGCGCUUCACGGUGACGAUCCUGGCCGGCACGUUGGCCGUCGUGGGGAGUCGCCUCGUCGGGUAUCCUUCGGCGGGCGCCCUCGGCUGCAUCAUGACGUCGUUCGUGGCCGGGACGGGCUGGAAGCGGCGGUUGGACUACGACACCAACGAGGUCGGUGCGUACCUGGACCUGCUGUGGAAGUUCCUGAAGCCGGUGUCGUUUUCGCUCAUUGGCAAGGAGGUCAACUUUGACGUGCUCGAGGGCAGCAUGGUGCUGUACGGGACCAUCACGCUGCUGGUGGCCGUUGGGUUCCGGUUGGUCUUCUCGUACUUCUCAACCCUGGGUAGCGAUCUGAACUGGAAGGAAAAGGCGUACGUAACGUUGUCCGGAUUUCCCAAGGCCACCGUCCAGGCAGCGCUCGGACCGGCGGCGUUGGAUCUGGCCCGGUCGUUGAACGCUACUGAUGAGUUGGAGCGAGCGCAAACCGUGCUGAUCGUGACGGUUGUGGCAAUCAUCCUGACCGCGCCGCUGGGAGCACUGCUGAUGGUGAAGUUGGCACCUAAAUGGCUAAAGAAGGAUCCGAUUGGAGAGGGUGGCGUAGUUUGAGGGGGUUUUGAGUGUGUGGUACUUAUUUUGAAACAAUUACAGUGCUUAACUGGACUACUUAAGGCGGGUUCACACGUGUGCUUGAGUGAAAUAAUUGAUAUACCUCAGAUUUUAUAGAAUCUUGUUGUUUUC
Messenger RNA from Culex pipiens pallens (northern house mosquito), 1986 nucleotides. RefSeq names its product sodium/hydrogen exchanger 9B2-like. Gene Ontology annotation, molecular function: antiporter activity. The transcript has 8 exons. The record is from RefSeq and is a predicted model, not a curated record. Gene Ontology annotation, cellular component: membrane. Bases 196 to 1854 code for a protein of 552 amino acids. Gene Ontology annotation, biological process: proton transmembrane transport. Lineage: Eukaryota; Metazoa; Arthropoda; Insecta; Diptera; Culicidae.